CAAAAUUUUAGAGCAAAAAUCAUGCACCAGCUAAUGAAGCAACCGCGCACGUUGGAAGACAUACUAAAUAUGGCGAAGAAGCAGGACGACCUUAAAGAAUGGAUGAAGAAAAAAAGCAAGGUGAUGACGGAGAAAUACAAGGAGGAGCUAGUGAAAAACCGCAGCUACAUAGUAGGGAGCCCCCAUACCAGUCCCAGUCGCGCGAAGAAAUCUUCCCACGGCAAAAAUAAGGGCGAGAAGUAAGUUAUCCGGCUCAUCAAAAAAUUCUUCGCUAUGUUUCGUAUAACGUGUCUUACAUGUAAAAAUCUUCCCCAUUGUUUUAGUCUAAUAAC
This is a messenger RNA of Phyllotreta striolata, 332 nucleotides long. The record is from the annotation of a GenBank genome assembly. Lineage: Eukaryota; Metazoa; Arthropoda; Insecta; Coleoptera; Chrysomelidae.